AUGGCGCCAAAUCACAUACGCCCUGCUCAAGUGGCAGCCCUCGACAUAACACCACCGCCGCCGCCGCUUCCUGAGAAGCCACGCGUCUGCCCUCCCGGCGCCGUCAAAUCGAUUUGUACCUUGUCAAACUCAUCCAUUCCAACUCUCUCAUCAACAUCUACAAUACGUCUUGCUAGGCAGCCUUCCACCUCCUCAUCCAGCAUCCCAGCCUUUCAACAAUCGCCCUUCUCUUCGGCUCGCAAACCUGUCCGGUCCGCCAUUUUCCCCUCUUCUUCGCGUUCGGCACUUCCUCUUCCCGCGCUAGAUCCAAACCAAGAUCAUCACCGAAGCGACUCGGGCAGAUCUACCGGUUCCUCGCGCUCCACUGCCACCACCGACAGCUUCUUUGUGCCUCAGCAUCCCCACGAACUUCAUCGGCGCCUCAAGGAUCUUCCAGCUCCUCCUUCCUCCUCCUCGCUAGCCGAUCUCUCCAAGCAAGUCGAGCCGUCAGAUGCCCCCACAUCAGCGCUUGGCUUGAAUGUGACCAUCGAACCUACUGCUGGAUCUGCUGCUUUACCUCCUCACAACUUCUUUCGCAGCAAGAGCUCCGUCAGCACCACACCAACUAGUCCUGAGGAAGCUGAUCGUUCACCCUUAGCACCGCCAGAGUUGGCGGAUUUUGAUUUAGUUGACAAUGACGAGCCUCGAGCUAAGGCCAAGUCGGUCGCAGGCCCUCGCGACGGCCUGGACGACUUCUGGAAGUCAGACUAUUCGUACGCUCGACCUUCAGCAGAUCUGUACGAGCUCUCCUUGCCUCCCCUGAUGCGUUCCAACGCCCCAAUUCCACCAUCACGGUCCCAGUCGCUUGACCCUUUCUCUGCACCGAUCAGUCCUAGCGAUGUUGGCAACAGGAUCGCAGAUUCGUCCCUUUCCCGACACAAUCUUACGCUGGAGGAACAAGUGCCGCUGCCUGGCUCUUCCACGCCCCUCGUUGCCGCCAACCUUCGCAAGCUGGAUUCUCAGCAUCUUGUCAUCGACGCCAGUCCUUUGACCGCCUCCCAGGAAUCCAAUGUCAGCUCGAACCCUGCUGUCUCACCGGUCAGUCCAGCUCAGACUCUGACAACGCGCGGCCAUGGCGUCAAUCGACUUGCAGUUCCCUCCGCCUUUCCCUAUCCUCAACCGACCGCAUCAGCCAGCUCUUCCACUUCCGCCAUCGAUCAGAAGUCGCAGCCAAACAAGUCCACAUCCAGCCUCUCCACUUCCUCGACUCAUGAAGCCGACAAAGCGGCACUGACAACAGCAUCGAAGCGCUCAUCUGCAUCCUCCAGCAGCUACUUCCGUAUGACACUGUCCAGACAGGCAAAGACGUUGCGCAAUUCCUUCAUGUGGACUCCUUCAUCCGCCGCCCAGCCACUCGCCAUGAGCCAGGACCGCAUCACUUCUCAUCUUUCACUGACUAGUCCUGGAGGCUCUUCUACUCCCCUUUCCCACAGCUCAAGUCCACGCUUGGGAGUCACCAGCCCAAGUCUUGCGACCCAGGACUUGCCUCCAGCGCCGAAGCCCCCACAGAUCGAGAAGCAGAGCAUCGCCUCAGCAAGUACCGAAGCAAGUCGUGGUCAUGCCACCAAGCGAAGCACUGCAAGCACCUCGCUGUCAGAGAAUGUUGGAACCGCCACUUCUCAGAAAGUCAAAGCUGGGUCGCCUUGCGCGACGCACAGUUCUGCGAACGCCAACGUCUCAUCCAUGUCAAGGUUCAGUGCCUCCUCCAGCUCGAAGCAGCCGCCAACAGAUUAUGGCAAGACUGAGGAUCGUCCACGAUCCCGGCUUUCUUCUCGCUUCGGACUCCACAACAGCCAUUGGUCCAUGAAGAUCUCGAGCCUCAAGCCAAAGAAGGCGAACGAUGCCAUGCUGGACAAAGCUGCAACGCCUAGCCUGACAACUGCGCCCCUGCCCCGAGCUUCGACCCGGCGGUCAAAGAGCAAUGCGGCUAUCUCAACGGCAAGCACAGUGGCCUCGACAGCUAUCAACACCGCAGGUACACGUGGCGAGACGAGCUACACGCCUACUGUCAGAACUGUCAAGCGGCCAGGGUCUUUGGUCAUCCCACCCAGCUCAGUGCUAACAAGUGGCCAGAAGAGCGCCGAUUCCCAGCUCUCGCCGUCCUUUGCCGAGACAUUUGCUUUCCUCAACGGUCAGAUCGAUUCUGCAGAGCCUUCGCUGCCUCUGAUGACUGUCUCUAUCCCACCGAGCAAAGGUGGCAGGGUUGCUUUGAGCACUCCACCAUUGAGCGGUGUCGAGUCCAAGCCUUCCUCUGCCGCGUUGCCAGCGCGACGCCGCUCCGAUGCGAACCUGCAGACCUCAUCAGCAGCCUCUGCGGCCUCAAGCAGCCUCAAUAAAGCUGGCGCGAACGGAGGGGGACUCCAACUUGAGGUCGUCCCGAAAGCAGAUGCAGAGAAGCCGGAGACACCGAAAGAGACUCUGUUUGAUCAUCUCGCAGACUCGCCCGAGGCCGUCUACAAAUCGCUUACCUUUCCGAAUCCGACGCCGACAUCGUUGCCAGCUUCACAGUCGCUGGACAGUGUUACACCGAAGCCAACAGGGAAGGGCGGAAAAGCCUUUGGCCACAAGAAGCAAAUAUCACUUGGCUCGACAACUCUCAUCUCGAAGUCUGAUUCUCGUAAGGCGGCCGAUGACCUGGAAAAACGUGUUAGCGAUGCGCCUCUGGCUAACACCAGCCUGCCAUUAGCCAAUGGACGCAUCAGCACGAGAUCCAGCUUCUCGAACCUUCUCCCGGCGUUUACUCCUGUCAACGAGGAGAGCUGCUUCUUUGAUGCUCUGACAUCUCCGCUGGACGAGCAGCCACCCACCUCAAACUCGAGUCUGUCCCCGGAUGACUCGGUGCUUCCGACGUUCGCCACCGCUGCGGACUUUUUCUCUCGCGCAAGUACCAGGCCUUCCAGCCCAUCAAUGGUUCGCCCUGUCGCUUCGAAGAGCACCACUCCAGUCACAGGGGUCAUGCCAAGUACCUCAAACUGUCGGACAUCUCUCAGUCGCCGUCUGUCUAUCGCCUUGGAGUCACGCUCUGUGAGGAAUGAAGUCGUACCAUCUGCGCAGACUCCUCGAGCAAAGACGGGUCGUGUCGAUGUACUGCCUGCCAGACCAGAGACCAGCCUUGGCUUCCAUCUUCGUAAUCCUCUCCGCAGAGACCGCAAGACUUCUGUCACCAAACUGGCUGACGUAACGCAGAAAUCGACAGUAUCUGAUCGCAAUGAAAAUGCCGACGCCAAAACAACUGCUUCUGCUUUCCGUAAGAUCUCUUCGAAGCUCGAUAGAACACCGCCUGCGACCAAGGAAUCAGCACGACCUGGAACGUCGCUUGGUUUCUCGACCUCGACGACCGGGCGCACAAAGGCCGGACGAGGCUUCAGCAGCAGUGUCCUGGCCCCAACCAAGAGCUCUCUGGCUCGAAGUGCGCAAGCGUCUCCGCCUUCCACCGGCCGACCCGCUGUGCGAUCGGUUUCCGUCUCGUCUCUAGCGACACCCUCGUCGGUCCGUGCAUCGAGCUCAAGUCAGCGCUCGCCUCAGCGUCCUGCCAAUCCCCCCUCUUCCUUCCGCGGAAGUGGUGUGCCCGGGCUUCAAAAUGGGUCUCCGAUGAAAGCGUCUCUGAGCAGACCCAUGCUCACGCGCGAUAAGAUGGGCUCUGCAAACCCGAGUGGUCCUCAACUUUCACCCUUCACUUCAGGCUCACGGGCCCAAGAGCAAGGAUCGCAGUCGUUGACAGCGCUGCCACAGCCUGAUAGAGCCUCCGAUCUCUCAACUUCGCCUGAGGAAACCGAUGUGCGCCGUCGGCGUACACUCAGCAAGCCCAUACUGCGUCCCAUCCGUACACCGUUCGCAGAAGAUAAGCAGUUCACCCAGCCAUCAACGGCGAUGGGCUUCCGCAGAGCGAUGACCGGCCAAGACCGCAAGAUGAGCCAACCCACGCUCGAUAUGGUCGAUGAUCGCGAGUUCCUUGAGGCGCUGGAACAGGUGCGUCAACUACACCGCGAGCGCAUUCAAGCUCAAGCUCAAGUGGUCGAGAACAAGACGCGCCUUGCUCGACUCGGUAUGAUGUCAGGCAACUACCUCAAGACCAAGGCUGGAUCCAUGCUUGACGAUGAUGAGCCUGUCGACGAGAGGAAUGAUGCGAACGAUGGUCAUGCCGUAGUCCCACGAGGUCGAAAUGCAGGCGUGGCCUCGUUGAAUGAAUCUCAGUCUGGAAUACCUCAGGGCUUGUGCUUGCGACAUAAGCGCUCUGCCAGUGCUGAUGCGAAGCUGGGCCGCUCUUGGUCGGCUUCAUCCACCUCCAAGAGCCCCGACAAGGAUGUCGAUCAACGACAGAAAGACAUUGUCAAGGCAUACGCUGACAAGGUCCAGCCUGUUGGCCCUCCAACAACCGGCCUGGAAUGGGGUGUCGGCAAAGCCAGUGGCAAGCUGCACGAUGGCACGUUCGUCAACGACGACGACUGGAAGAAAGAGGUCAAGGCGCUCUUCCUUAUCCGAGAGCUUGUGCAGACGGAAAGAAGCUAUGCUCGACACCUUGGUAGCCUGCUCAGCGUGGUACGCAAGAUGCAGACAGGUCCGACCGGCGGUGCUACUUGUCUGACCAGCAAGCGCAAAUCGACCAGCAAUCUCUUUGCAACCUACUCGGCAGCCUACAGUGGCAAAGGGUUGUCGAAUGCUGCACCGCCCAGUCAUGUUGCUCUGCUCAAGACGUAUCUACCUCAGCUCAUUGCCCUCAGCAACGCGCUUGUCCAACGCUUCGAGGAGAACCCGACGAGUGCUGGUGUUGGUGCUGCUUUCGAUGCCUUGUCAGCUCAGUUGGAGUCCACCUUUGUCGGCUGGUCCGCCGCCGCAUCUCAAGCCCUGACAGACUUGCGUUCGACCGAGCUCGCGAAAGGCAAGUCGCCGUACAAGAUCGGCUUGGUACCACUGAUGCCUCACGAAUCGACUGAAGUGGGCGCUUCUUCGACGACAGAUGCUUCGAGCAGCCGUGGUCGUUCGUCUCCGGGCUCUGUCUUCCGCAACUCCACGCUGCGCAUGACUUCGCUGACACGGCCAACUUCGCCUGUUGCUGCACGCCACGAUGCGGAUGCACUGUCGCCGAGCGAGGCUGCUGCUAGUGCUACGCUGCCAGCGAGGAGAUCGACCAAGCGUCGUAGCACUAUCACAAGCACAUGUUUCAUUCCUAGUACCAGCUAUCUUGCGCCGCGAGUGGCCGUCACUCCGGGUCCCGUCCUGAGCACGAGUCCCGAGGAGGAGAAAGGGUUGAACGCAGCAGCAAGCCCGGAUGAUGCGAGAGCUAGUGCUACAUCUUCGCGCCGUUUUGCCCACUCAAGAAGCCAAUCGACGCUGAUCACUCCCCUACCCACGUCUACUUCUUCACAUUCUGCCGAGCCAUGGUUGGCGCUCACCAUGACCUCGCCAGCUUCUCAGGCGCCCCAGGCAGUUGUCAAGACGAGCAAGAGUCUCACACCGAUGGACAUCGCUAUCAUGCCCACGCAGCGCAUUCCGAGGUACGGGCUGAUGCUGCGUGAUUUACUCCGCAACACUCCGCCUGAGUCUCUCUCGCAUGCUCGUGUCCAGCGGGCAACAGCGCUGAUUCAGAAGGUGGCUCUGUUGUGCGAUUCGGCUGCGUUUGUGUCGGCUGCCCCGGGAUCGGGCGCUGCUACACCUUCGCGUGCGGGUAGCGUACUCGGCAUGACAAGCGACGAGUCGAACAGUGUUCAUGCUUCGCCGUUGCUGACUAGUUCCGGGUUCACGUCUGUCAAGCGUAAUUAA
Messenger RNA from Ustilago hordei, 5799 nucleotides. RefSeq lists its product as uncharacterized. Lineage: Eukaryota; Fungi; Basidiomycota; Ustilaginomycetes; Ustilaginales; Ustilaginaceae. Gene Ontology annotation, molecular function: guanyl-nucleotide exchange factor activity. The record is from RefSeq and is a predicted model, not a curated record. The transcript has a single exon. The coding region runs from base 1 to 5799 and encodes 1932 amino acids.